GAAUUGGGAUCUCGACUCAUUUCAAGGUGAGACGGUCUAUCAUUAUCAUUAUUAUUAUUGAAUCGAGAAACUCUCCCAUUAAUCAAACCAAAUCAUACAAAACAGUACUUAUAAACAAAAACUCCUCCCCUCCCCCCCUUUAACCUCCUCAUGCUCUCCUACACAAGGAUUAGAUAACGUGAAGAGGGGCCCAAGCAAAUAUGAAGCACAAAAUUCAGACCCGUUUCGCAUCAGGAAGCUAAAACCCAUUCACAAUUGGUAUCGACCAUUGGAUUGGAGAUAUGGCCUCUGUAGCAGCAGCACCAUUGUCAAUGUCAUCUCCUUUCCUCCGCCUCCGCGCCACCACAAACAACCCCACCCGCUCACUCCUCCCCACUCACAAUCACAAACGUGUCGGCUUCAACAUCCACGCCUCCAACCUCCCCGCCGGAGUGGAAUUGCCUAAAGAGCAACCAAAAUUCGAAGCCCCGUUUCUGGGGUUCACCACAACAGCUGAGAUUUGGAAUUCCAGAGCAUGUAUGAUUGGCCUGAUUGGGACUUUCAUCGUUGAAUUGAUUCUGAAUAAGGGAAUACUUGAGAUAAUUGGGGUGGAGGUUGGAAAAGGCCUUGAUAUUCCUCUUUGAACAUUUUCAGCCAUCAACAGCACCACAGACUUGGACUUUGUAUUUGGUUUCUUGUUGUAAAGAAUUAGUUAUAAGUUCAUUCUCAAAAACAAAAAAAGAUAAUUGUGCUAUGUUUUUUUGGUUUUCGAAUAAAUACCAUGAUGCAUAGCAAA
Salvia miltiorrhiza (redroot sage) is the source of this 775-nucleotide messenger RNA. RefSeq names its product light-harvesting complex-like protein OHP1, chloroplastic. The coding region runs from base 282 to 623 and encodes 113 amino acids. NCBI's taxonomy places the organism in Eukaryota, Viridiplantae, Streptophyta, Magnoliopsida, Lamiales, Lamiaceae. The transcript is spliced from 3 exons. The record is from RefSeq and is a predicted model, not a curated record.